AAUUUGUUUCCUGACUAAAAAUUUUACAAUCCUAAAAUCAUUCGUUUUUUCAAACAAUCUCAAUGGUUUGUGUACAAGGAUUAUCUAUAUGCAAUUGAAUUUUAUCAAUUUUUGUACAUUUUUAAGCAUAAUAAGGGAGUACUCAAUCAGUAUUGAAAUGAAUGGUAGUAGACAUCCAGACAAGUGCAAGGAGUUCAACAAUGUGUUGUAUAGUGUUUUUAACAAAGUCGUGAACGGAAACGAAGCUAUAAAAACAAUGAAGGUGCCUGAAUGGCAUAAAAAAUAAUGGGGUAUGGGAAUUCGUCAUGUGGGAUAUGAGGUGUGCAAGCAACGGAUGUUGCGGUCUGAGCAAAGGCACCCAGUCUGAUGGCCUAAUAUCAGAUACCUCCACCGAAGAAUUAACAUCCAGCAGUUCGACGGAAAAUUUGAAGGAUGACAAAAUCUCUAAAAAACUCCAUGCAAAGCAAUCCAAAGCAGCAAUCAAUGAAUUCCAAAACUCGACUGACUUGAUGAUACAAGCAUCAACCAGUUUGCAUCGAACUCAAACUCAAUAUCAAUUGUAUAUCCAAUGGGGAGUUUUGCUAAGUUUCGGAGUCCUGUUGUGGGUUGCACUAUGGGUGACUGAUAUAUUUAACCCAAACCCAUUCUUAAAGGAGGGUUGGCUUGCAGACGUAGCAACAGCAAAAAAAGUAACUUUGAAAACUGGAAUCGUGAAGAAACCAGCUCCGCCUGUAUGGUGGUUCCAGAAUUUGUGGAAUCAUACUUUGAACUCAUUGAUUUCUGUAACCACUUUGGACAGUGCUGUCUUUCUGACUUGCAUUACAAUUUUGGUUUACCUUGAAUCUCACACAAGAAAUAAUUGGCGAGGAACUCUUGUAAGACUUUACUGCAACAGGGCAGAACAAGGUGAAACUGAUAGGAGCAGUUUCCACUCGAACAUUUCACAAGAAGAUGUAAGAUCAAAAGAAGCAGAUUUCCUAAGUCAUGAUGAUGAUUUAUCGCAAUUUAGUCAUGGCGAUGUUAGAAAUCUAAACCAACAUAAUAAUAUUAGAGGAAAGUCAGAAAUGGGUGAGAAAAGUACGCAGUGCUUGAGGCAGGAAGAAACUUCGACGACUGAAAAUCGACCAAUUGUCCGAAGACAUAGUCAAAAGGCAGCUGGUUUUUAA
Molecule: messenger RNA, 1166 nt
Organism: Neodiprion fabricii
Lineage: Eukaryota; Metazoa; Arthropoda; Insecta; Hymenoptera; Diprionidae
Exons: 6
Coding region: 306-1166 (286 amino acids)
Source: RefSeq, a predicted model, not a curated record